UUAACAGCAAUUACUAUUACUUCUUUUGGUGCAACGUUUUUAGCAGCAAUUAUUGUUGAUAGACAAGAUGUUUACAAAAAUUCCGUUAUUGCUUGCUUUAUCUUGUGUUUGUGCAAUCUCAUUAUUGCAAUGUUCUUCAGCAUUCGUCUUAGGAGAUCUGACAGUACGUGAUUUUCAGGCCUCCGUUCAACAUGUUGACCCAUUUUUGUCACAUUUAGAUGUCAACUCCAUAAAGGCAUUCGAAACUGCAACAUUUGGAGAUGAGUCUGUUCAACGACCAAGUGACUCAAAGCAAAAACGUUCGGAUUUGGCUUUGACAAGCGGAAAUGAUGGCGUAGCUGUCCAAGUAGAAAAACGUGUUGCAGGAUUAUUCACAUUGGCUUAUGAAUUUGCAAGAAUUGCAGUUUCUCCCAAUAUCUAUGCUGGCGCUGUCAACGGAUUAAGUUUCGCAUGCACAAUUGCAAGUUUAACGGUUCCCAAAAUUCCCACUGCGGUAAAGUUUCCAUGUGCAGUAAUAGCAUUCUUUGGACCAGUUAUCAGUGUCCUUACGGGUCAAUCAGACGUUAAAAAAGCAUGGAAAGCCUUUAAGGAUACAAAUUCUCCCAGGCAAAAGACAUUUUAUCAAAUGUCUACCAUGGCAUUGAACCUUCAUCCUCCUCCAAGAGGCAGAAGAAGUAUUGGUAACUCGGAUUUGUAUAAUCAAACUUUGAUGUAUGUUUCUAGUUUGCAUGCCGAUGUUUCCCAUAACAACUUUAUCGCAAAACGAAACCAUUUUGUCGACCCAACAACGAAGCAACUCGUUUCGAUCAACCACUUUAGAGGCACAAAUCAAACCCAUCCUAAACGCGUUGGCGCUUACAAUUCUUGGCUUCAUCAUUACCAUGUGGUAGACAUGUAUUGGCAUACACACAUGGGUAAACAAUAUCUGGCCGCCUCUUCCGUACCCAAACAAGAACAUGCGAAACGUAAUUGUCACAUUGACAGUCCCGUAGGAGAUAAUGAGGUUGAUCAAAUUGGUAGUGCAAAUGAUGAUUACAUUGCAGGAUGUGAUAACCCUUCUCCUGUUACGUGGAGCUAUGCUCAAGAUACAGUUGGUUCCCUAGGAGAUUUCCAAGACGUUGACAGUAAUAUUGGAAAUUAUGACGAGAACUUACGCUUGAACAGCGGAUGGGACUUUGGUAAUCGAUUGGUAAACAAUAUGGCAGACCAGAAGUGGAGCAAAGGAUGCAUUUGCAUUGCCGACGUAAAAGACAAUAAAAUGGUCUCAACAGGUUUGGUUAGAGCAGAUAAUAAAGCAGAUCAAUGGGACGGUUUGGAACAAUGUAACGAAUCGAACCCAGCCUGUGAAUCUGCUACCAAAAGUUCAUGAAGAGGUAUUCCUCUUUCGUCCAGCUUUAUACUUCCCAUUUACAGACUCAUCUUCCUCUCAAAUGCUUCAUAAAGAGGUAAUACUCUUUCGCCCUGCUUUAUGCUUCCCCUUUUACAGACUUAUCUUCCGCUCAGUGCCUUCAUUAUCUACUUUUGCUCCCUUGAACUAUCGUACCCCCUAUGAUAACUGGAAUGGCAAAGAUUCUUUCCGAAAAUCUAAAGAGUGAUUUUCUGCUUGAAAACGGAUUUAUCUAAUCAAACUUUUGCAGAUUUCUG
This is a messenger RNA of Meira miltonrushii, 1644 nucleotides long. RefSeq lists its product as uncharacterized. Lineage: Eukaryota; Fungi; Basidiomycota; Exobasidiomycetes; Exobasidiales; Brachybasidiaceae. The coding region runs from base 68 to 1369 and encodes 433 amino acids. The transcript has a single exon. The record is from RefSeq and is a predicted model, not a curated record.